Molecule: messenger RNA, 240 nt
Organism: Pieris macdunnoughi
Lineage: Eukaryota; Metazoa; Arthropoda; Insecta; Lepidoptera; Pieridae
Source: the annotation of a GenBank genome assembly
AUGGACUUUUUCAGCAGUUCCUACGAGACUCUCAACGCUACAGAAGAGUUUCCCUUCUUUGGUCAAAUCGCCCAUCGCGAACCAGAUAGCAUGGAGAAGCUGGUUGCGUCGGUAAAGUGGAAGGCAAAGCGCCACGGGGCAGAUCACCAACCCGCUGGUAAGAUCGCGAUUCUCUCCAUAACAGCUGCGCUAAAGGAAGCUACACACCGAAAAAAGUGGAGAAGAUCAGUAGCAGGGUAG